CCUGGACAACUGGCGUGAGAAGCGUCGACGUGCCUCGAGGGCUAAGACUGAGCUCUCUUUACCUGGUUCCUUCGGUGAAGAGCAGGAGAUAGAAGAGAUGCGCCGCAUGGCUGGAGUGCGCCAGCUGGUACGGCAAAUAAAGUGA
This is a messenger RNA of Protopolystoma xenopodis, 145 nucleotides long. NCBI's taxonomy places the organism in Eukaryota, Metazoa, Platyhelminthes, Monogenea, Polystomatidea, Polystomatidae. The record is from the annotation of a GenBank genome assembly.